UAUUUCUCUCUCUCUUCAAACAAAAGUACAACAGUGCUAAGCUCCUCGUCACUGCCUCAUCUCCUCUCUUCUGGUCUUCUUCCUCCCUAUACGGUCGCACGUUGCUCUAUCUUUCUCUCACUCCUCCGACGAUGUUGGGCGUAGGAACACUUCCACCACCACCUCUACUUCACAAGAACCACAAUCUUCCAUUCUCUCUUAUCUUCCAACACCAAACCCACAAACCACUCUUCAAUUACUCCCCAUUAUCAAUUUCAGGGCGAACUGGGUUUUGCUUAUUUUCACAAAAGAAAGAAAAAAAUCCAAGCUUUAUUGAGAUUAAAAUGGAUGAAAAUGAUGAGGAAGAAGAAGAUGUGUUUGAAUAUUUUGACGAUGAAGAAUUUGAUGAUGAAGAUGAAGAAUUUGAUGAUGAUGAAGAAGAUGAAGAUGAAGAUGUAGAUGAAGAUGGUGAGGUUAUGGUCCCAUAUAACAGGAUGAAUGAUUGGCUUGUGAAAAAACCAAAAGGGUUUGGUGAAGGAAAGGUGUAUGAUACUGCACUUGAAGAUAAGUUGCUUGAAGAAAUUGAACAAAGUGUUAAAGCUCAAAUGGUUAAUAUUAAUAAGCUUAAGAAUGAACCUAUUAAGCCUAAGCCAAAGAAUGAGCUCCAGGAUGAGUUUUUUAAAGGUGUUCCUGGUGGAAUUCGUGUUCGUAUCAACAACCUUCCAAAAAAACGCAAUAUCCACAGAGAUCUAAAGUCAGCCUUUGAAGGAAUUCCUGGAAUAAUAAACAUAUCACCGGUGAAUUCUGGAAACAAAAAGACAAGGGAUCCUGUCUGCAAAGGCCUCGCUUUUGUGGAUUUCAAAUCUUUGAAGGAUGCAGACAGCUUUGUUCAGAAGUUCUCAGGCCAAAUUGUUCCUUUUGGCAAGUCUGAGAAGCCUAUCAAGUGUGAAAUUCUGAAGCCGCUUGAUGCCAUUGCUAGUUAUGGAGGAUCAUCUUUUGACGAAUACAACACCACUUCUGAAGGAACCUUUACUGUCUUAGAGGACGAUGAAGACGAUGAUGUUGAGCAUGAUUUUAAUGAAUUGGUUGAAGGCCCUGACGGCAAAUAUGUUUUAGGGAACUCGGAAAAGUUAAGUGCUAGUGAUCGCAUAAAACGCAUAGAAAUGCUAGAAGCGAAACUGCUGGCACGUGCUGCCUUGUAUGAAGAGGAGAUUAAAGCAGUUAGAAAGGAGCCAGAGGUAACAAAUAAGUCAGAUAAGAAACCAAACGUAAAGACAGACAAGAAACCAAACGUAAAGACAGACAAGAAACCAAACCUAAAGACAAACAAGAAGCCAAAACUAAGUAUUCCAGGAUCUGCAAAGAAGUUAAAAGUCAGGGAGAAAGCUAAACUUGCAGACGCCUUUUCUAGAUAUGGAAUGAAAGAAGCCCCGGGUUCAAAAGAUAUGUAAUUCUUGAUUAGUUGAUUGUGUAAAUUAGAGAAUGCGAUGAACUGCCAGUUUUGAUGUUGGUUCUCUCCCAUAUGGAGUUCAUUUAGAUGGAAAUUACUCUA
Beta vulgaris subsp. vulgaris (sugar beet) is the source of this 1531-nucleotide messenger RNA. RefSeq lists its product as uncharacterized. Gene Ontology annotation, molecular function: RNA binding. Bases 132 to 1430 code for a protein of 432 amino acids. The transcript is spliced from 5 exons. Lineage: Eukaryota; Viridiplantae; Streptophyta; Magnoliopsida; Caryophyllales; Amaranthaceae. The record is from RefSeq and is a predicted model, not a curated record.